Messenger RNA from Camelus dromedarius (Arabian camel), 4209 nucleotides. RefSeq names its product SVOP like (gene SVOPL). The transcript has 16 exons. Gene Ontology annotation, biological process: transmembrane transport. Bases 2082 to 3560 code for a protein of 492 amino acids. Gene Ontology annotation, cellular component: membrane. The record is from RefSeq and is a predicted model, not a curated record. Gene Ontology annotation, molecular function: transmembrane transporter activity. NCBI's taxonomy places the organism in Eukaryota, Metazoa, Chordata, Mammalia, Artiodactyla, Camelidae.
AUUUAUAUACCCUCUUGUGAAUUGCCUGUUCUUAUAAUGUGCCCAUUAAUCCAUUAGGAUCUUAAUGUUUUUUCUUGUAAUUUGUGGUUUAUAUAUACUGUAGACAUUUACUGCAUAUACAAUGGCUUUUCUUGUUCUUUUCAUUUUUGAAAUAAUGUGAAAAUACACAGAACAUAAAAUUUUUCAUUGUAGCAAUUUUAAAGUGAACAGUUCAGUGGCAUUUAGUUGCACAGUGUUGUGCAACCGCCACCACCAGCAAACGGGCCCUUCUGUGCCAGGCCACCUUGUGGACUUGUGGCCACGCAAUAAUUUGAUUGUCUCUGGGUCCCUGCCCACCCUGACCCAGUAGGUCAAGGCCGUCAGCAGAGGGCAGGUGGGGCGCGCGUCCUACCUGGGACAGCGGCUCAGGGAGCCCUGUGAGUGACAUGUCAACUGUACCCCUUUAUUGGUUCUUUUCUUCCAGAAAGAAUUUUCACGGUAACAGAAAUAGCCUUUCUAAAAAUUCAAAUAAUGCAGAAAAGUAUAAAGAAAAAAAGAAAAACCCAUUCAAAAUUCUACCUGCCAGCUAAUUCUUUCCUCACCUGCUUCUCUUGGCCGAAACCUCCUCGUCCUUCAGGACCUGCCUCCGCGGGUCCCGGGGCUCGGCGGAGCAGCGCCUCCCUUCCGUGGCCAGAGCCGCAUCUGCUCACCCUGGGACCAACUGUUUCCGCCUGAAUACGUCCCUUUGCUCCCCGUCAGACUGUGCGUGCUUUGGGAGCUGGAACCCUUUUCAUUGUAUUUUAUUACCUGAUACAUAGUGGUGCUCUACAAAUAUUUGUCAAAAGACCUCACGCGGUUUCAGACCUCUCUCCUGAAGUUUCUAUGUGGGUGCGUAUUUACAUGCAAUUUUAUGAAUUGGGAUCCCUAUAUACAUACAUUAGGUACAUACAUAUUGGAAAAUGCUUUUCAACACCAAACAGCCUUUGACUUAAGAGCUUAUUUUAAAUGGUAUUCUGUUACAGGAACAUAUAAUUUUUUUAGCCACUUCUUUCCUGGUGGGCAUUCAGGUUUUACCCAAUUUUUUUGUUGUUGCUGUUGUUAAAACAUCAGUGUGAUGACCGUCCGUAUACCUUUAUUUUCAUUCACAUUUCUGACUCGCUCAUUAGGAUGAAUCCUAGGAGUGAAAUUGUUUAGUCAGCAUUCUUUCAUCUUUGCCUAACUGCCUUCUGGAAGGGAUGUAGCCAUGUCCCCUCCGACCAAUAGUCUGAGUGCCUAUUUUCAUACGCUGGGUAUAAUCAAUCUUUAAGGUUUUUACAAAUAUGAUAGAAGAAAAUAACUCAUUUUAAUUUCUUAAACUUUUUGAUUGAAGUAUAGUUGAUUUACAAGGUUGUAUUAGUUUCUGGUGUACAGCAUAGUGAUUCAGUUAUACACAUAUAUUCUUUUUCAUUACAGGUUACUACAAGCCAUUGAAUAUAGUUCCCUGCGCUAUACAGUAGGACCUUGUUGUUUGUCUAUUCUGUACAUAGUAGUUUUUAUCUACCAAUCCCAAACUCCCAAUUUAUCCCUCCCUCCUCUCUUCCCUCACUGGUAACCGUAUUUGUUUUCUAUGUCUGUGAGUCUCUUUCUGUUUUGCAAAUAAGUUCAUUUGUAUCAUUUUUUUAGAUUCCAUAUAUAAGUGAUAGCAUAGAAUAUGUGUCUUUGUCUGACUUACUUCACUCAGUAUGAUAAUCUCUAGGUCCAUCCAUGUUGCUGCAAAAGGCAUUAUUUCAUUCCUUCUCAUGGCUGAGUAGUAAUCCAUUGUACAUAUAUACCACAGCUCCUUUAUCCAGUCAUCUGUCAAUGGACAUUUAGGUUGCUUCUGUGUCUUGGCUAUUGUAAAUAGUGCUGCUAUGAACAUUGGGGUGCAUGUUAUCUUUUUGAACCACAGUUUUCUCCAGAUACAUGCCCAGGAGUGGGACUGCUGGAUCAUAUAACUCAUUUUAAUUUGAAGGCAUGGUUCUCUUCAUAUUAUGGAGACCAAAUAAUAUGUCUCGUCUUCAAUCAAGACGCAUAUGAAAUUGCAAAUCAGGUAAGCUGUGUGGGGAAUUUGACCCACUUGGAAGAUGGCAGCCAAGCGGACAGAGCCGGUCACCAUCAUCAGCCUUCGGGAGUUGAGCCUGGGGACCCCAGAGCCGCAGCCAAAGGAGCCAAAGACAUUCACCGUGGAAGAUGCUGUGGAGACCAUCGGGUUCGGGCGUUUCCACGUUGCCCUGUUUCUGAUCAUGGGCAGCACAGGGGUUGCCGAGGCCAUGGAGAUCAUGUUGAUAGCGGUCGUGUCUCCUGUCAUCCGCUGUGAAUGGCAGCUGGAGAACUGGCAGGUGGCCCUAGUGACCACGAUGGUGUUUUUUGGCUACAUGGUUUUCAGCAUCCUCUUUGGCGUCUUGGCUGACAGAUAUGGCCGUUGGAAGAUUUUGCUCAUCUCGUUCCUGUGGGGAGCCUACUUCUCCUUGCUGACCUCUUUCUCCCCCUCGUACAUCUGGUUUGUCUUCCUGCGGACGAUGGUGGGCUGUGGCGUGUCCGGCCACGCACAAGGGUUAAUCAUAAAGACUGAAUUUUUGCCUACAAAAUAUCGAGGCUAUAUGCUCCCCUUGUCUCAGGUUUUCUGGCUGGCAGGCUCCCUGCUUAUCAUUGGCCUGGCCUCUGUGGUCAUCCCCACCAUUGGGUGGCGCUGGCUCAUCCGCAUCGCCUCCAUCCCUGGCAUCAUCCUCAUCAUGGCCUUCAAGUUUAUUCCUGAAUCUGCUCGGUUCAACGUCUCCACUGGGAACACCCAGGCUGCCCUGGCCACGCUGGAGCGCAUCGCCAAGAUGAACCGCUCAGUCAUGCCGGAGGGGAGGCUGGUGGAGCCCAUCCUGGAAAAAAGAGGAAGAUUUGCAGACCUAUUGGAUGCUAAAUAUUUACGGACCACGUUACAGAUCUGGGUCAUAUGGCUGGGAAUCUCUUUUGCCUACUACGGGGUCAUCCUGGCCAGCGCAGAGCUGCUGGAGCGGGACCUGGUCUGUGGCUCGCGGUCCGAGUCCGAGGCAGUGGAGACCGCGGGCGUCUCGGAGGAGAGCCAGAGCCCCUGCCGCUGCCACAUGUUUGCCCCCUCCGACUACCGGACCAUGAUCAUCAGCACCAUUGGCGAAAUUGCUCUGAAUCCUUUAAAUAUCCUGGGCAUUAAUUUCCUGGGAAGACGGCUGAGCCUUUCUAUUACUAUGGGAUGUACAGCUUUAUUCUUCCUUCUCCUUAAUAUUUGCACUUCAAGUGCUGGUCUCAUUGGCUUCCUCUUCAUGCUGAGGGCUUUGGUGGCAGCCAACUUCAACACCAUCUACAUUUACACCGCUGAGGUCUACCCCACGACGAUGCGAGCUUUGGGGAUGGGGACCAGCGGCUCCCUGUGUCGCAUUGGAGCAAUGGUGGCGCCAUUCAUAUCCCAGGUUCUUAUGAGUGCAUCAUUCCUGGGGGCCCUGUGUCUCUUCUCAUCUGUCUGUGUUGUGUGUGCCAUUUCUGCGUUUACCCUCCCCAUUGAGACCAAAGGACGGGCUCUGCAGCAAAUUAAAUGAAGGCCUGCAAACCUAUGUCUACUGGAGAAGAAAAAUGCAUCUUACAAAGAGCUGUGGCACAUUUUAAAAAAAACCUGGUUUAAUUUCUGUAUGCUACUUGGUAAUUAUGAAACUGAUGACCUAUUUUUGAAAAAUAAGGUGGUAAUUAAGAAACUGAUUACAUAUUUUUUAAGAAAUAAGGCACAUGAGAAUGAAGUGGGUUAAAUGUAUAUAUAUUGUAGCACAGGGAAAAGAUCAAUAGAGAACUCUUAUAAAAUAUACCUAAAAGUUGGAAAGGUGUGUAGAGAUGGGAAGUGGGGAAAUGGCAUUUAUUCCUUGAUAUCAAGUCUGUUAGUGUUUAUAUAUUUUCUCUGAGAUGUUUGUUUUUUAAAGCUGGUAAAAAAAGAAAAAACCUUUACUGACAUAUAAUUCACAUACCCUAGAUGUACCCUAAAAUAUUCAAUUAAGUGGUUUUAGUAUUUCUGAGCUUUUAUUCAUUCAUAUAAACUUCUUCUCAUGAGGUUUAUAGCAAAAGCUGGAUUGAAAUUUUGUAGCUAAGACAUGAAUUUGAGGUGGUAUCGCUAAAAUUAGCAUCAUUAGCAUCCUUAAAUUGUGACCUCUAUGUUUAUUAAUGCAAAUUGCUUAUUCAUAAAAUAAUAUACUUAAUUCA